AAUAUACUUGUUUUGAAUAGGGACAUCUAAUAAACGCAACAAAACUCACCAGUUUGCUACCGCUUUGCCGUUGUUGUUUAAGAAACAUUCCGAAUUUGCAACAGUGAACUACUCAACUGACCAAAAAACGCAGUCUCAGAUCAUCGUCAACCUCCUUUAACAGCAGUAACAAAAUCUUUAAGUGUUGCAUCCACUCUCCGAGAUGGGUGUAGUGAAGGGUGUUAUAUUGGAUGAAUCAGUACUCUUGGAUGGAGAAAAUGAUGAUAAAAAUGUAUCAUCACUACAGCCAGGAGUUGAAUCUCUCAUCAAAACACUCUUUUUGUCCCGAACACGUAUUGGAAUCGCUUAUACCGUUGAUCUUCCGAACGAUAAGGUUAGUAUUCUAAAAAGAAUAGCUAGUUUAUACUCACUUCAUUGCUUUAUCUUAAAUGACCCUGUAAACGAAGUUGCUAUGCCUGAAUGGUGUAAUACUGAGAAUGAGAGUGUUAUUUAUCUGGUUUCGAGUAAGAAGUUGUUGUUACGUAAAUUAAGAAGCUAUAAUUGGUUGGUUGUUGUUCUGAAUGUUGGAGGUGAAAAUGAAAGUGGCAGUUCUCGUGAAUCCAACACUCCAAAUAUUGAUAACCUAGCAGAGUUGCCAUUGAACAUUUGUCGGUUAAAUAAAAAGUUAACCGGAAACAAUUUCUUGACUGUGGGUUAUACAAUGAAGCCUUCUCGUGUUGAAGAUUUUGCGAAGAGGGGUGCGUUCCCUUUGUCUCCUACAGAAAAUGGUUUAAUGUUUGUGCCUCUUAUGGCCACGCUUCCUUUAGCGUCUCAGUUAAAAGAUGUUGACAUUGUUCUUCAUAAAGCCACUGAUGAAAUUUUAUCCGUUGAAGAGAACAAACUUACGUUUACACCAAAAAUGCAAGAACUGCAAAGGUAUUUGGAUCAGAAUCAGGAUUUCUGUGUGGUUGAUCCAUUGGUUAACAUUUAUCCUAUAUUGGAUCGGCUAGAAAUUCAACAAGUUCUACUUGGCUUGUUAGAACUGAAUACCGUAGGUAGUUGUUUGAUAAGAGGGGCCCGUUUUCUGAAGGUUUAUAAUUUUAGCGAAGUGAAUUUUGCAUCUGAAUUAACGGAAGCUGGAUUAUCUCUUCCGUGUAUAGUGAAACCUAAUGUUGCUUGUGGUGUCAGUGAUGCUCAUAAGAUGGCAAUAGUUUUCAGAAUUGAAGAUUUUAAGAGUAUAAACGUUCCUCUACCAGCUGUUAUUCAGGAAUAUGUGGAUCAUUCGUCCACUUUAUACAAGUUUUAUGUCUUGGGUGAGAAAGUUUUCUAUGCUGUCAAAAAGUCGAUACCAAAUGCUGAUAUUUUGAUGAAAUCAUCUAGUGGUGAUGAUCUCAAACCUCUAGAGUUUGAUAGUUUGAAAUCUCUACCCACCGCCGAAAGCACUGUCGUGGAUUCUGGAGCUAGUAACGAGUCUAUUGACCUUAAGCUGGUUACAGAUGCUGCAAAUUGGCUUAGGAAAAGGCUUAGUCUCACAAUCUUUGGUUUCGAUGUUGUUAUUCAAGAAGGAACUCAUGAUCAUGUAAUUGUCGAUGUAAACUACCUCCCAUCUUUUAAGGAAGUACCUGAUGACAUCUCUAUCCCUGCCUUCUGGGCAGCCAUUAGAAAUAAAUUUGACAGUAUGGUUUCUAAACAAGCACGUGCUUGAAUGAACAUCACGACUUUGACAGGAAUUUUUGCCAGUGAUUGCAUCAGAAACGUUGACCAGAUAGCGGAUCUUAUCAUGCUAAAAAUGAGGUUGAAUAAUUUUAGUGUUGCAUGUUUGAAAUUGAAACACUUAACAGUUGGUUAUUUUUACAAUUCAGUGUAAUGCUUCUGCUAUUUGGUGUUUUAUUGCCUUGCAUGAAAAAUAAAUUAUGUGAAAAUUUGUUGAAUGCUGGUAGUUAAAUCUUUAUACAUGUGAGG
Messenger RNA from Vicia villosa (hairy vetch), 1941 nucleotides. Its product is annotated as inositol 1,3,4-trisphosphate 5/6-kinase 4-like. NCBI's taxonomy places the organism in Eukaryota, Viridiplantae, Streptophyta, Magnoliopsida, Fabales, Fabaceae. Bases 203 to 1684 code for a protein of 493 amino acids. Gene Ontology annotation, cellular component: cytoplasm. Gene Ontology annotation, molecular function: inositol-1,3,4-trisphosphate 6-kinase activity; magnesium ion binding; ATP binding. The record is from RefSeq and is a predicted model, not a curated record. The transcript has 2 exons. Gene Ontology annotation, biological process: inositol trisphosphate metabolic process.